AUGGCGAACGGUGAAGAAUUCCGACGAAUUCUGCAGGAACUGGUGAGUUUUAUGCAACUGAGCUCGACUAGGCGGUUCAGUUGCCCGCUUGACGAGGCUUACGACUCCGGCGUCGAGGCAUAUUGUAACCCAAUCCCAGCAAACCCAUCCGACGACGACGACGUCACCACCGUCACCAGCAAACCCCUCUUCUUCUCCGGCGUCGUCACCCGUCACCAGCAAACCCUCUUCUUCUCCGGCGCCGUCACCAUGGAGCCGUCACCAGCAACCCCUCUUCUUCUCCGGCGCCGUCACCAUAGCCAGGCCGACGACGACGACGACGAUUCAUUUAACACGAAAUCCAAACCGUUCCGUCCUACGCGUACCAAACAUAACACGAACCUCCGUUUCGUUCCGUCCCGUUCCGUCCCGUCCCGUUCCGUUCCGUCUGCGUACCAAACGCACCCUAAGGGAUGCCUGGAACCAUUGUUUGGGCCUCACUAUACUUGCGACACGUGCGAUAAGUGGUCCACUGGCUACAAGUUCAAUAUACAUAAAUCAUGUGCGGAGUUGCCCAUUGAGAUCCGCCACCCGAUCCACCCCAAUCACCCUCUUAUUCUCGAGGAAAACUACGGCUACACAUGUGGUGUCUGUAACUGUGACCAGUCACGUCGAAGUGCAUACAUUCUAUCUUACUGUUGUUCUGAAUGCGACUUCUCUAUACACGUCAAAUGUGCUUCCAAUUGGCAAAACGUCGGUCAUGAGCACAACUUCACCAUCCUCAUGCAGCCCAUUCAAUUCACUUGCGGUGUCUGUGGCCUAGUUGGUGAGUAUGACAAACAAAACUUCUACCUCUGCAACAUCUGCCAGCUCCUUGUCCAUGCCAAAUGCUCUUGGUUACCACUCCAAGUCAAAAUAGAACGGCACCAACAUCGCCUCAAGCUUACCUGGUGGUUCCAUGACAUGUACCCCAAAGACCAAGAUUUCUGUGACAUUUGCUCAGAAAAAAUGGACGGAAACCGUGCUAUUUAUUGUUGUCAUGAUCAUGAAUGUCGUGGUUAUACUGCCCACUGUAAAUGCAUAAGAAAAGAGGGGAAAUUCAAGAACAUCCUCGUCAAUGAUGAUGAUGAUGAUGAACCAUCCACAUCUAGACGUCCCCCAACCGAUGAGACCACCGCUGAUGAUAAACCCUUGCAGAUCGAGCACUUCAGUCAUCCACACAUGUUAACCCUCAUCGAUGGCCAAGAGGUGGCUAGACAAGACGGCCAAGAUGAAGGAAUUACUUGUAACGGUUGCACGCUACCCAUCAUGAGGGGUGAGUCUUAUAGGUCAUGCACAGAACAAGCAAUAGAAAAGCCAUGUAAUUUCUCUCUCCACAUAAAUUGUGCUAAAUUACCCCGAAAGAGGCUUCUCCCACUUCACGAACACGAGCUCACACUCCUUCCAACAGCAUCUUCUGUCGGUGGCGUUUUUGAGUGUGACAUGUGCGCGUCCUUGAGCCAAGGUUUCUCAUACCAUUGUCAAAGGUGCGACUACUACCUCGACAUUUAUUGCAGUAUUGUUUAUGAGCGUAGGACUCUCCGUUGUGAUGCUCAUGUUCACACCCUCCGGUUCAGCACAAAGCUCGUGUCCUGCAGAAGUUGUGGUACUCGUGAUAAGAAUUUCUGCUUCAGAUGUGGCAGUGAGAGAUGCGACUUCCAUCUGUGUAUUUCGUGUGUUAAAUUACCUCUUACAGUCAGGUACAAUUACGACGAUCAUCCUCUCAAACUCACUUAUGCUAGUGUUAAAAAUGACCUCGAUGAGUACUAUUGUGACAUAUGCGAAGGAAUACGAGAUCCAGAACAUUGGUUCUACUCCUGCCCGGAUUGUGACUUUGAAUGUCAUCCUGAUUGCAUUAGAGGGACGUAUCCGCAAGUCAAGUUAGGGGGCUCUUACAAGCAUCGUGAUCACCAGCACAACGUCGCCCUUGUUUAUAAGAGAAAAAGCGAGAUUCCUAAUGAUAAGAGAGAGCGCUUACUUCCUUGUUCCAACUCCAAGUGUCGUAUGAUGUGCCAAGGAUUGGUUUGUGAAUGUUUGGAGUGUGGUAUUAAUAUGCACCUAGGGCACCACUUGUGGGGCUCUCCGAUUCUCGACUAG
Messenger RNA from Malus domestica (apple), 2115 nucleotides. NCBI's taxonomy places the organism in Eukaryota, Viridiplantae, Streptophyta, Magnoliopsida, Rosales, Rosaceae. The record is from RefSeq and is a predicted model, not a curated record.